This is a messenger RNA of Neoarius graeffei (lesser salmon catfish), 6405 nucleotides long. Its product is annotated as NACHT, LRR and PYD domains-containing protein 12-like. The coding region runs from base 322 to 3264 and encodes 980 amino acids. The transcript has 12 exons. The record is from RefSeq and is a predicted model, not a curated record. Gene Ontology annotation, molecular function: protein binding. NCBI's taxonomy places the organism in Eukaryota, Metazoa, Chordata, Actinopteri, Siluriformes, Ariidae.
UUCUCUGAGCGACACAUCACUCGGAGUGAAUCAGUUUUCCGGAAGUGAAAGUGUUUCUCUUUCAGCCUCGACGCUAUUUUGUUGCUGCUGGAAAAAUAAAGAAAAAACUCCAACAGCAGGCCGAAACGGGGACAUUAAUGUCCCCCAACAUGGAGUGCUGAGUAAAAAAGUGAAAUUCCUUCCAGCAGAAGAGAUCCGCGUCUUCAGGAAUCAGCAGUGAGUCCAUGAGCUGUGUGUCCAUACACUAAUAUUCAAAAAUGGAGAGCCGGGAUCUGGAAACAGAUAAUGUGACCCCACCCUCAAAAAAAACGUAAAGUCCAGAUGAAGAGAUCAGACUCACCAGAACCCAGCUGUGUCUCCAUGAAGAGCGAUGAGUCUAUGGGUCGUCCUUUAAGCUUUAAAACUGGAAACCCGUCACCUGGACACAGUGAAGUCCAGAUGAAGAGAUCAGACUCGCCAGAACCCAGCUGUGUCUCCAUGAAGAGCGAUCGGUCUAUGGAGCUUCCUUUGAAAUUUAAAACUGGAAACCCGUCACCUGGACACAGUGUUUUACAGAAGGCAGGAGACAGAAGAGAAAAGAUCAUCACAGAUACAGGACACGCCCCAGAAUCUCCUGCUGUAAAUGAAUUCCAGAAAAAGUUCAGAUUAAAUCUGAUGAAGUUUCAGUGUUUAAAUGGAGUGAUGAUAAAGCCGGAAACGCGAGUGCUCCUGAGUGAGAUCUACACCGAGCUCUACAUCACAGAGGGAGACAGUGGAGACGUCAAUAAAGAACAUGAGGUGAGAUGGAUGGAGGCAGCAUCCAGGAGAAAAACAACAGAGGAAACACCAAUCAAAUGCAGCGACAUCUUUAAGCCCUUAUCUGAAGAAGAUGAACCCAUCAGAACUGUAGUGACAAAGGGCGUGGCUGGUAUCGGAAAAACGGUCUCUGUGCAGAAGUUCAUUGUGGACUGGGCUGAAGGGAAAGCAAAUCAGGACGUCCCCCUCAUAUUUCCACUUCCUUUCAGAGAGCUGAAUCUGAUGAAGGACCAAAACCUGAGUCUGAUGGAGCUCCUUCAUGUCUGCUUUAAGGAAACCAGAGAAACAGAAAUGUCCAGGUUGGAAAAGGUUCUGUUCAUUUUUGAUGGAUUGGACGAGUGUCGUUUCCCUCUGGAUUUCCGGAACACAGUGAGAGUGUGUGAUGUAACUGAAUCAGCAUCAGUGCGUGUGCUGCUGAUAAACCUGAUCAAAGGGAAUCUGCUUCCCUCUGCUCUCAUCUGGAUCACCUCCCGACCAGCAGCAGCUGAUCAAAUCCCCUUUGAGUACGUCCAUCGAGUCACAGAGGUACGAGGGUUCAAUGACCCACAGAAGGAGGAGUACUUCAGGAAGAGGGUCGGUGAUCGGAGCCUGGCCGAGAACAUCAUCACACACCUGAAGUCAUUAAGAAGCCUGUACAUCAUGUGUCACAUUCCAGUCUUCUGCUGGAUUUCAGCCGCUGUUCUCGAGAGAAUGUUGGGUGAAGCAGAGAGUGGAGAGAUCCCCAAGACUCUGACUCAAAUGUACACACACUUCCUCAUCAUUCAGACAAACGUCAUCAGAGAAAAAUACUCAAAGAAGCAGGAGAGUGAUGAAGAAAUGCUGCUCAAACUGGGACAACUGGCUUUUGAGCAGCUGAAGAAAGGCAACCUGAUCUUCUAUGAGGAAGACCUGCGAGGGUGUGGCAUUGAUGUGACAGAAGCAGCAGUGUACUCAGGUGUGUGUACGCAGAUCUUCAGAGAGGAGCCUGGGCUUCACCAGAGUAAAGUGUACUGCUUUGUUCAUCUGAGCAUUCAGGAGCAUCUUGCAGCUCUGUAUGUGCAUCUGACCUUCAUGAAGGAAAAGAGAAAUGUUCUUGAUCAGAGUCGGUCCUUUGAGACAAUUUCAGCUGUACACAUGAGUGCUGUAGAUAAGACGUUAGAAUCUGAGACUGGACAUCUGGAUCUGUUCCUCCGCUUUCUUCUGGGUCUCUCGCUGGAGUCCAAUCAGAAACUCUUGCAUGCCUUAGUAACACAGACAGGAAGUAGCUCCCAGAGCAAAGAGGAAACAGUUCGGGACAUUAAGGAGAAGAUCAGUAGAGAUUAUCUUUCUGCAGAAAAAUCCAUCAAUCUGUUCCACUGUCUGAAUGAACUGGGUGAUGAUUCUCUCGUGGAGGAAAUCCAACACUACCUGAAAUCUGGGAAACGAAGUGAACUCUCUCCUUCACAGUGGUCUGCUCUGGCGUUUGUGUUACUGACUUCAGCACAGGAGCUGGAGGAGUUUGAUCUGAGUAAAUAUACCAGUACAGAGGAGAUACCAGAUUGGGUUCUUGUGAAGGUGAUGCCUGUGAUUGCAGCAUCCAGAAAAGCCGUUAUCAGUUGUGAUAGAAUUGAAGGGAGCAGCUUUAAAGCUCUGGUCUCAGCGCUCAACUCAGAAACCUCCAAUCUGAGAGAACUGCAUCUGACUGUGAGGACACUGGAUCUGACUUGGAAUAAACUAGAAGACUCAGGAGUGAAGCGUCUCUGCGCUGUACUGGAGAAUCCUCACUGUAAAGUGGAGACCCUGAAGUUGGGUGGUUGUGGGGUCUCAGAUAAAGGCUGUGCUGCUCUGAGUUCAGCUCUGAGAUCAAACCCCUCACACCUGAGAGAACUGGAUCUGUCCGAUAAUAAUCUGGGAGACUCAGGAGUGAAGCGUCUCUCUGCUGGACUGGAGAAUCCUCACUGUAAACUGGAGAUACUGAGGUUGCGGCAGUGUGGUGUCUCAGAUGAAGGCUGUGCUGCUCUGAGUUCAGCUCUGAGAUCAAACCCCUCACACCUGAGAGACCUGGAUCUGUCCAGUAAUAAUCUGGGAGACUCAGGAGUGAAGCGUCUCUCUGCUGUACUGGAGAAUCCUCACUGUAAACUGGAGAUACUGAGGUUGAAGCGGUGUGGUGUCUCAGAUGAAGGCUGUGCUGCUCUGAGUUCAGCUCUGAGAUCAAACCCCUCACACCUGAGACACCUGGAUCUGUCCUGGAAUAAUCUGGGAGACUCAGGAGUGAAGCGUCUCUGUGCUGGACUGGAGAAUCCUCACUGUAAACUGGAGAUACUGAGGUUGUGGCGGUGUGGUGUCUCAGAUGAAGGCUGUGCUGCUCUCGCUUCAGCUCUGAGAUCAAACCCCUCACACCUGAGAGACCUGGAUCUGUCCUGGAAUAAAAUCAGAGACUCAGGAAAGAAUCUGCUCUCUGCUCUUAAGGAUGAUGAACAUUACAAACUACAGACACUGAGUGUCCAUUAAAGUGUUGAUUUAAAAUGAAUCUGAAGACAGAAGACAGGGAGUCAGUCCCAGGCAUGCAAACUGGUCAGGGAUGAAAAAGGUGAGAAGGGUUCACGGACACACGGCACGCGCGCAAAAGUACAUUUCAUAGUCUACGUUACAAAAAAAAUUGCAACCAGUGACAUCUUGAAUUUAAUACAGUACAAAAUAACUUUCCAUAAACAUGUCUUUACUGGACUUCAAUUCAAUUCAAGUGGACGCUUUCUUUACAGCCAUUUUAUUUUUUUUUCUUUUUGGCCUGCACCAGGAGUUCACAGGCCCUCUUCCUGUGUUUAGCUGCAUGCCUCAGCCUGGCCUGCUUCUCCUGUGUGUGGAUGCAAUGAUUUCCAUCUUCUUAUGUAUUUCUGUUUGGACGUGAGCCAUCAAAGCAUGGCUGCCCUUUUUCGCAUAGUUUAUGUCCUUGUGGCAGAAGACACACCUGGCCAAUCCCUGUCUAUCAAUUUUCUUAAAGACAUCACCUAUGUGAAAUGACACCUCUUGUCCCUUCACGGAUACCUUGCCCUCCAGUUUAAGCCAGGCCCACUUCCAGCUGCAUUUUAUUUCAGCAUCCAGCUUUUUAACAGCUGCAGCGUCCUCCUCCCCUAACACACUCAUUCUGCAAGAAUAAUGUUUGUAUUAGUGUAAGUGGUACAUCAGUACUAUUAACUGUAAACCACUCUCUUUACUGUGUUCAGAGAUCACAGAAGCUAAAGCUGUACAACAGCCAAAAGUAAUUGACUUUGAAUGGUGACGAGCGACAAAAGCUACAGUAGCGACUAAACAACAAUGGCAGCAAAGCGACUUUACACUACAGCUUUAGUAGCUUCUGGUCUAAAUACACGACAAGCCUUUCCUGACGUCUCCUCUCACGCUAAAAAAAAAUUGCGCCGAGUCAAUGGAUGAAGGCAGAACAGUGUACAACACGAGACAGGCCAGUUUUCGCUAUUUUUAGAUGGCUCAGAACCAUUUACGUUUCAAUGAAUCAAUAAAUAACAAUCCUGGCGACCAGUGUUUGUUACUUAGCGUUGACAACACAAGUUUGACGCUAAUUUCAUUAAAAUAUCUAGCAAACAGGAGCAAAUAAUUUUCCACCGGAGCUUUACUAGCUCUCGCGGUGUUCAACGCAAGUUGUAGCGAACGGUAACUAAACCCAUGUCAAGAGUUCCCCAGUAACUUCGAUACUACCAGAAAAUAUAAAAAUAAUUGGAACCAUUACUUGUGCUUGUACAUUGCUUGCGCUCUACAGCCAGAGCAAGCUAGAACAAGCGGUUGUCAUGGGGAUUUGAAAAGACGCUUGGUGCUUAUUUUUAGGAGAAAAACACCCUGUCGGCUUUCUAGCUCUCGAAAAAAAAAAACUGUAUUUGAAAACCAUCCAUUGUGAAGAGGGAAUUUCUCUAUACCAUGCCACUGAGCUGAUCAUGUGUUCAUUUUCAUAUCUCUCAUAUCUGGCGACAGUAAGCUAUAGCAGCUGGUAUUUACAUCUGUAGCCGUCUUAUGGAGCUAGCUAACGUGUUAUGUCUUAAACUUGAUUUCAGCAAGUAUGAUAAACAUAUUAGACGUAGUUACAUUUAUGUACACAUUUCUGGCACUGUGUUGCCACGUGUUGCCUCAACACGUAACAGCAACAAAAUCCAACGACUUUUCCAGUUAUUCACCCCCGAGCGCGCUGGAAACUGUUCCAUUGGUAUGUUCAGACCCCUUCGCAUGUUUGUAAACAAACCGACCGUUGCUAGGAUGCGCGUGCAGCCUGGACUCAGAAACAAUGGCGCUGCCCAUAGACCGGCAUUAUGAGCUGUCAGAUUAUGCAAAACAAUUGUCAUUACAAGAUCAAGAAUGCUACAUAAAUAAGUUAACUCUAACAAGUGGACAUCGCCUACCGAAUCUGUAUUUAAUUAAAGAGUGGACGGACGAUGUUAGUAAGUUCCCUGGUAUACAAUGGCCAGAUCGUACCUUAUUGACAAGACUUCAGUGUACACCCACGAAAAACUUCGUGCCUACAAGUCAUACUAUUUACAAAAAAUGUCAAACUAAAAAAAAACACCUAUUUACAAAAGUAGCCUGCCAUCAACAUUCUGGUUACAGCGAGACUACAACUUGAUUAACAAUGGGACAUUCAUAUUCAUUUUGUUUUAAUCAAAUUAUGCCAGUGAUGUGACGGCAAUGUGGCUUUAGCUACAACAGCAAAUACCAACACUAAACAGCAAUUUGCAGGAGGUAAUGGCAUGAAAGGAAUGAUAGUGUAAAGAGUGCAGCUAAGAGAAAUCAGAGCUGCGUAAAAAGCGAGAGGCAGAGACCAGAAAUGAAACUGAACGGGGCAGGAGCUAGGUUAGAGCAGUCAAUGUAAGUUGGCAUUUAGAGUGAGGGCACACAAUUUUACCUUUCCAUCCUUGCUUUAAAAUUGUGAUUUUCGGCAUACACAAAUAAUGAUGGCACAAAAUCUGGACUGCUUGAGUCAAGCGAGACCUCUCCUACAAACAAAAUUGCAUGCAAAGCUAAGUUAACAUGCUAACAAUAUUCAUUACAUUGUGUAACUAUGACCCAGCUAAUCAGACAAACGUUACCAAAGUAUUUUGCUACAUCAAUAAACGAAGACUAGAAAGAAUAAAAAAGAAAGAUUUAAUAAAUAGCCUGAUGAUGAAGUGGGCGCUGAAAACCUGCGCGUUUUUGAUAAUGCUUUCAUCCCAGUCUACACGUUUGAUGGCUUGUAGCCAUCGAUGUCAGCGAAUAAAUUUUUUUUUUUUUUUUUUAAUUUUUUUUUUUUGGAAUGGGUGAGAUCCUGCUGGAAUUCUGUACAUUUUAACCCCAUCACUGCUACGAUUCUGACACCCGACAACACAACAACUAGGCAUUUCUCAUCUCAUCUCAUUAUCUCUAGCCGCUUUAUCCUGUUCUACAGGGUCGCAGGCAAGCUGGAGCCUAUCCCAGCUGACUACGGGCGAAAGGCGGGGUACACCCUGGACAAGUCGCCAGGUCAUCACAGGGCUGACACAUAGACACAGACAACCAUUCACACUCACAUUCACACCUACAGUCAAUUUAGAGUCACCAGUUAACCUAACCUGCAUGUCUUUGGACUGUGGGGGAAACCGGAGCACCCGGAGGAAACCCACGCGGACACGGGGA